UCAGGAACCAGCUAAUAGAGUUGCUGGUUACAGAAGGAAUUCGGAGGAGGCCGUUUGAUAUUUAGAAAUAUUCCCUCUCCCGUUUCUCAAUUCUAGGGUUUUUCAGCACGAUUCAGACAUGGAUGAAAAAUCGAAUGACAAUGAGUCCUUGAUUGCUCGCAUUCAACAGUUGGAACAUGAGCGAGAUGAAUUACGUAAAGAUAUUGAACAGUUGUGCAUUCAGCAAGCUGGACCUAGCUACCUUGUUGUAGCUACUCGAAUGCAUUUUCAGAGGACAGCUGGUUUGGAGCAGGAGAUUGAGAACUUGAAAAAGAAGGUAGCUGCUUCCACAAGAGAGAAUUUAAAUCUUCAAGAGGAGCUUUCAGAGGCUUAUCGUAUCAAAAGCCAGCUGGCAGAUUUGCAUAAUGCAGAGGUCUCAAAGAAUUUGGAUGCAGAGAAGCAGAUUAAAUUUUUCCAAGGUUGUGUUGCUGCUGCAUUUGCUGAACGGGAUCAUUCGAUUAUGGAGGCUGAGAAGGCUAAGGAGAAGGAGGAACUUGCAUUACAGGAAUUCAAUAAUUUCCAGAAGAGGAUAAAAGAGCUUGAGUCAGAUAAUUUGAAGCAAAAACAACUGAAUGUUGCACUGCAGAUUGAUCUAGCGAACCAAGAAGAUCAGAAUGAAACUUUCAAGAAGGUUAUUAAUAAGUUUUUUGAGAUUAGACAAUAUUCUCUUGAAGCUUUUGAGGAUGCAAAUUGGGAUGAUAAAUGUGGUUGCCUGUUAUCUGAUCCCGUAGAAAUGUGGAGUUUCAAUACUAAUGAGGAAACUUCCACCUCUAAAUACAUUGAUGCAUUAGAAGAGGAGCUGGAGAUGGUGAGAAACUCUGUUGAUAAUCUUCAAAACAAGCUAAGGGUGGGUUUGGAAAUUGAAAAUCAUUUGAAGAAGAAAGUUAGUGAAUUGGAAAAGCAGAAAAUCAUUUCACACCAAAUGUUCAAGAACAGAAUAUCAGGGUUGCUUCAUUAUCAUUCUCAGCACAGACUUCAUGUUGUAAAUUUACUUGAUGAGGGGAAAUCCCAUCUCAAAUCAAUUAUUGAUGUGGUAGAAGAAAAGAUUCGACAGCUUGAUGCAGACAGAGAACAAAAUUUGGUACCUCCUCAGAGAGACUUAAAGUUAGAUGAAAAUGAGUGUCGAGAUGUACAUGUUAGUAUUGUUGGGGAUCAUAAUUCAGUAGCUGAGAGUAACAUUCCUGGUUUAAAAAACAAUGUGAUUGAUGGAAUGGGUGAUGCCUCUGAAGCCUUUGCUCAGGCAAUGCAAGAGAAGGUUUCAGCGUUGUUACUUUUAUCACAGCAGGAAGAACGGCAUCUACUGGAGAGCAAUGUUAAUAUAGUUCUUCAGAAAAAAAUGGAGGAGCUUCAGAGAAACUUAUUACAAGUUACCAAUGAAAAGGUAAAAGCUCUUAUGGAGUUGGCACAAUUGAAGCAGGAAUAUCAACUACUACAAGAGAAGAUCAGUCAUGACAUGAAACAGGGAAAUUUUUUAGCUGACAUUGGGGAAAAAAGAAAUGCUACUCUUGAAAGAGAUGGAAAAUUGAAAAACCUGCUGAAGAAAACGUACCUGAGACGCUGGAUCGGUCCCUUAGAUUACAGUGGAAAUCAAGCUGAAGCUCACCUGAAUAGUGAAGGGAAUUUCUCUGGUAGAAAGUCCAAUUAUAGCAUGGAUUUUGCCAGAAUGAAGAUUGAAAAUGCAACCCUAAAGGAAAGCAUGGAAAGCAUUGAGCAUCUGACCUCUUCGAUUCGUAGGCUUCGUCUCACACUUCUAGAGGCUAAAGAGUCAGUUACAUCUGGAGGCACAGUUUCUAGCGUGUUAGAAGCACUGGAUGACAUUAUUAAUGAAGCAAAACUCGUAAAGACUGCUCUUGGCAGUUCUCUUCCAGUUAGUUGGUCAGCAGAUGCAGAUGGGGAAUCAUUUGGUGAAAGUAUGGACAAUGCGCCAGGCUAUUUUCAUGGGGAUUCCAGCAGUGAGAAAAUAGACUCUGUAUGUGCUGCAGGAUUUGAGAUGGUAGAACUUCUUAUAUUUGCAGUUCAGGUAUUGAAGGACAGCACAAUCAAAAGAAGUUCCAGUUAUGGUCUUGUGAAAGGCAACUAGGAAGGAGAAAAUGAUUGAAAAUCUGUGCUUUAUUUAUAUAUGGAAAGUUGUGCAGCUAAUUCCAGAAAAAGGAGGGAAAAAAAAACACAAAACAGAAAUAGGGUAAUGUAGAAAAUCUGUGCAGUAUCACCUUUGUCUUGUAAACCCAAUGCUUAAGAAUAGGUUAUGGUUCAAUCCCUGGAACAAUGUAUGUAUUUAUCAAUUGUUUCUAUGUUGUACAGUGAUAUUUUAAUUGCAAAGGCUUUAGACUAGGCUUCUCAGUGCCCUGAUACCAAUGGGUGUUAUGUUAUAGUGCUUUCUCUU
Vitis riparia (riverbank grape) is the source of this 2422-nucleotide messenger RNA. RefSeq names its product myosin-10. Lineage: Eukaryota; Viridiplantae; Streptophyta; Magnoliopsida; Vitales; Vitaceae. The coding region runs from base 119 to 2119 and encodes 666 amino acids. The record is from RefSeq and is a predicted model, not a curated record. The transcript has 18 exons.